UCAAUUGUUAGCAUUUAUUUUUUUGUUACAUAAAUUUACAUAAUAAGCUUCCAGUAUCCACAGAACUCAUAACAAUUAAUUUUUCAUACAAAAAUCCAAUGAAGAAUCCUACUUUGUCUUUCAUCGUUCUCACCGUUCUCUCAGCUGUGAUAUUGACCACAGCUCCAGCGGCCGAUGCUGUAUCAAGCCAAGUAGUCCUAGACAUAGCAGGACAUCCGGUUCAGUCUAAUGACCAAUACUACAUCAUACCAGCCAAGAUAGGAACCGGAGGUGGUCUUAUCCCUUCAAGCCGAGACUUAAACACACAAGACUUGUGUUUGAAUCUUGAUAUUGUCCAAUCAUCGUCUCCUUUCGUCUCAGGCCUUCCCGUAACUUUCUCUCCACUCAACACCAAAACCAAGCUUGUCCAGCUCUCAACUAGUCUCAACCUCGAGUUUGAUUCCACGGUUUGGUUAUGCCCUGAAUCCAAGAUUUGGAGAAUCGACCACUCUGUGCAACUUAGAAAAAGCUUUGUAAGCACUGGCGGUGAGAAAGGUAAAGGUAAUAGCUGGUUUCAGAUUAAAGAAGAUGGAGAUGCUUACAAGCUUAUGUAUUGUCCGUCUAGCUCCAUUGUUGCUUGUAUAAAUGUGAGUUUGGAGAUCGAUGAUCUUGAAGCUCGACGUUUGGUUCUUAGCAAUGAUCAAUCUUUCGCUGUUAAGUUUCAGAAGGCUUAUGAUUCAAACUCGAAUUGUCAUCUUGAGUCUAACUCGAGGAUGUUCCCUUUUAUUAUUUCACUUUGGUGCCCCUCGUCGUAAGGGUCUGUUUGGUUCGUCUACUAUAGAAGCGUCACAAAAAGUCCAUUAGGCGGCGCGUGCGUGUGGGAGCUGGGACAUUGGAUAUGGUGGAGGAGAUACGACGGAUGAGUGGUUACGGUGGAGGUGUGAUAGUAGUCGGCGGGUUUUGGCUUCGGAGACGGAAUCGGAAUCUGAAUCCGAUUUGACGGCGGCGGAGAUAAUGGUUAUAUGGGCUAUACAAGGGCCAACUGCUUUUGGUUUAAUGGUUAUUUGAGUAUGUAUACAGUGUAAAUAGAGGCUUAUUGGUUUAUUCUGGCUAACUUGGUA
Camelina sativa (false flax) is the source of this 1100-nucleotide messenger RNA. Its product is annotated as kunitz trypsin inhibitor 3-like. Gene Ontology annotation, molecular function: endopeptidase inhibitor activity. NCBI's taxonomy places the organism in Eukaryota, Viridiplantae, Streptophyta, Magnoliopsida, Brassicales, Brassicaceae. The record is from RefSeq and is a predicted model, not a curated record.